AUGCAACAAAAUGGGCGUAAAAAGUUUUACUCCACUUGUAAGGGUUUUGCAGCUGAGAGCACUCUGCGGAUAAUGGGCACCGGUUUGGAGAAACUUAAUUCGUCGCUCCGCGCUGAAAGGAAGUCGUAUUCCGGUCCGAAACAGCUGUUCAACGUGCUCAUCAAACAAAAAAGGUCUUUGACUGACAGCCCCGAUGCAGUGGUCUUAUACCGUGUUGGUGAUGAUGGACUGGCGCCGUCGUCAGAACUUGACGCAGUAUUCGAACGUGAACGCUUUUUGGCUGUGGUAGAACCACUAUUCGCUGGUAGAUGA
Molecule: messenger RNA, 312 nt
Organism: Opisthorchis viverrini
Lineage: Eukaryota; Metazoa; Platyhelminthes; Trematoda; Opisthorchiida; Opisthorchiidae
Exons: 2
Coding region: 1-312 (103 amino acids)
Source: RefSeq, a predicted model, not a curated record